AUGCCUCCUCCACCACCACCACCACCGCCGCCUGUAGGCCCUCCUUCCUUUUCUCGAACGCUUUCCCAGCCUCCAUCUUUACCUCCAUCCCAACCCUCUUCAGGACCCCUUCACCCAUCUCUUGCAAACGGCCUGCCUGAUCCAAAUGAUAUCACUUCUGCAAUUCGCGAAGAUUCUUCUACAACAUUUGCCACCAACCCACGGCUUGCCCUUUCCCGACCCAUGUCCCGCGCAGGCUCUCGUUCAGGAAUCAUGCACCCAAAUCCUUCUGGUGGUACCAAUAACUUUGCCUCUUAUGGCACGAUUGACGGACUAAAAGCUUACGAUUCCCAUCAUUCCACAGCUAUGCAUUCUCCUCGCAACUCGGUCAUCUUUAAUCCGGAACCAUACGUCAUGAACCAUGCUGUGCCUCUUCCUACUAGUGUCUACCAGCGUCUUCAUCGCCAAUCAGUCAUUUCACUUUCUGCAACCCCAUCUCCAAGGGAAACAAUGGUUCGUGUUGGAAAUCUCCAGGAAAUGCGACCGUUCCAUUUGGUUGGAUUUUCUAGUCCCUUUUGUGACUGGGAAGCAUAUCGCAAACCAGAUGAAGUUUUAGAAACAAUUCAAAACAAGGAAGUCCGCGAAUUUUAUGAAAAACAAAAUGCUCUCAUUGACCGAUAUAUGGAGAUUGAUCGUCUUCUAGAUUCGGGUCUUCAGAUUGAUAUGCUCCGGGAAUAUGGCUCUGAUUUGGCGGAAACCCAUGAAGUCAUUCAAGAAGAAGAAGAAGUCCCUACGGGGUCUUCAACUGAAAGUCUUACUACAGUCGCAAAUGGCGGCAGCGCAAUCAUCAACCACACAACGGGUGGCAAUGGUAUUCGCAGCGGAUCAGGUAACAGCUCAACUUCAAAACUGAAACUUACAGCUCGUCAGGGUGUGCCCGGUCGAAUUGACCAGGAGUCGCCCCUCGUUAACAAUGGUCAGGAUCGUGAAUCGCAGUCUCAAAUCGUCAUGUUUGCCAUUUAUGUCAAUUUAGUCAUUAACGUUUUCCUACUAGCUGGAAAAAUUGCUGUUGCACUUCUCACAGACUCCCUGACCAUUGUGGCCUCACUUGUGGAUUCCGUCUUAGACUUUUUGUCAACUGCUAUUAUUUGGGUCUCUACGCGGCUUGUCGAGCGCCGUGAUUGGCGUACCAAACAUCUUUACCCGGUCGGCCGCACACGUCUUGAACCCAUUGGCGUGCUAGUCUUUUCUAUUCUCAUUAUUGUCUCAUUCUUACAGGUUGGAGACGAGGCUGUUCAGCGAUUACUCUGGGGACAGCGUAUUGCUGUUGCUAUUGGCAUUGGAUCAGUUGCCAUUAUGGCAGUGACUGUUGUGGCCAAGGUCUUUUGUUGGCUUUGGUGCAAGACUAUUGAUUCUAGUGCUGUGCAGGCUUUAGCUCAAGAUGCUCUUUCCGAUAUUGUGUUUAAUACCUUUUCUAUCAUUAUGCCUCUCACUGGCCAUUACUUUGACAUUUGGUGGCUUGAUCCGCUGGGUGCAUUGUUACUUUCGUGUUACAUUUCAUGGUCUUGGGGUGAAACUGCCCUCGAGCACAUUGACCAUCUUACGGGUGCUGCGGCAGAGCCUGAGGAUCGCCAGAUUCUUUUGUACUUGUGUGCACGUUUUGCCGAGACGAUUAAACAAGUAACUGCAUUAAACGCAUAUCAUUCAGGUGACCGCCUGACAGUUGAGGUUGAUAUUGUGUUGGAGCCAAAAUCGAGUUUGCGCGACUCACAUGACAUUGGUGAGGCUCUGCAGUAUGCCUUAGAGACAGUUCCAUUUGUCGAGCGUGCGUUUGUUCAUUUGGAUUACCGUGAGGGUAAUUUCACUGGUCAUUUAGAGCGAUGA
This is a messenger RNA of Magnusiomyces paraingens, 1863 nucleotides long. RefSeq lists its product as uncharacterized. Gene Ontology annotation, molecular function: monoatomic cation transmembrane transporter activity. Gene Ontology annotation, biological process: transmembrane transport; monoatomic cation transport. Gene Ontology annotation, cellular component: membrane. The transcript has a single exon. The record is from RefSeq and is a predicted model, not a curated record. Bases 1 to 1863 code for a protein of 620 amino acids. Lineage: Eukaryota; Fungi; Ascomycota; Dipodascomycetes; Dipodascales; Dipodascaceae.